Molecule: messenger RNA, 1279 nt
Organism: Rhizophagus irregularis DAOM 181602=DAOM 197198
Lineage: Eukaryota; Fungi; Glomeromycota; Glomeromycetes; Glomerales; Glomeraceae
Source: RefSeq, a predicted model, not a curated record
CAUAAACAAAUUUUAUAAUUCAAAAAAAUUUUUUGAGCUUUCGAAAUAAUGUCUUCUCAAGAUAUUGAAUGCUCAAAACAUUCUAGAUAUUUAAAAAAUGAAUUUAUAAAUUGGACCAGCGGAAAUGAAAGAAUUGAUGAUUUCAUUCAAGAAAUGCAAUUAAAAGUUGAAAAUACAAUAUUCGAAUGGAUACCAUACAGUCAAUUUAAUGAAAUUAAAGAAACUGGUAAAAAUAAUUUUAUGACAAUAUAUUCAGCAAUAUGGAAAAAUGAUCCAUUACAUUACAAUAAUUGGGGAGAUGAAUAUAUGAGUAAUUCAAAUAAGGUAGUUGCUUUAAAAAUUUUACAUAACUUACAAAAUCCUGUCGAAUUUGUAAUAAAUGAGGUCAAAAGAUAUUCAACAAAAAAUGAAUCAUUUCUUAUGUUAUAUGGGAUAUCUCAAAGUCCAGAUACAGAUGAUUAUAUUUUAGUCCAAAAUAAUUCUAUAAACCUCACAAAUUGGACCAGUGGAAAUGAACAAAUAGAUGACUUCAUUCAAGAAAGGCAAUUAAAAAUCAAUAAGCAAAAUGAUGUAGUAUUUGAAUGGAUACCAUAUAGUCAGUUUAAUGAAAUUAAUAAAAUAGGCAAAAAUAGUUUUAUGACGGUGUAUUCAGCAAUAUGGAAAGAUGGUCCAUUGCGUUAUGUUGGAGAUUAUACAAGAGAUUCAAAUAAAGAAGUUGUCUUAAAAUUAUUGCAUAACUCACAAAAUUCUGUUGAAUUUAUAAUAAACGAGGCUAAAAAAUAUUCAACAAAAAAUGAAUCAUUUCACAUAUUAUACGGAAUAUCUCAAUGUACAGAUACGAAAGAUUGUAUUUUAGUUCAAAAUAAUUCCAUAACCCUUACAAAUUGGAUAAGUGGAAAUGAAAAAAUUGAUGUUUUCAUUCAAGAAAUGCAAUUAGAAAUUAAAGACCAUCAUGAUGUGGCAUUCGAAUGGAUACCAUACAGUCAGUUUAAUGAAAUUAAAGAGACAGACAAAAAUAGUUCUAUAACAGUAAAUUCAGCAAUAUGGAAAAAUGGUCCAUUAUAUUGGAAUAUUCGGCAUGAAGAAUAUAUAAGAGAUCCAAAUAAAGAAGUUGCUUUAAAAUGUUUGCAUAACUCGCAAAAUCCCGAAUCAUUAGUAAGCGAGGUAUAAAUUUCAACAAAUUCAGAUUAUUAUAGCAUUAUUCUGAAAAAUAUACUUAUCUUUAUUAUUAUGUUUAGGUUAAAAAAUGUUUAACAAAAACAUUUGACUUAGAGAUACU